AUGGCUAUUGUUAUUAUCGUGAGAUUCUGUCAACCGGCUGGCGCGCAAUGGGAUCCAAACAUCAAAGGCGUGUGCAUGGAUGCAAAUGUUCAAGCGGCAUUAGGUGACAUACAGGCUGCUUACAAUGCUUUCAUGGACAUUGUUGUCGCCCUAUUCCCACCAUUUGUCAUCAAAAAACUCAACAUGAGUACAAAGAUGAAAGUUGGUCUCUGUAUCAUUAUGGGAGGGGGGGUCUUUGCCGCCAUGUGCACCAUUAUCAAGACUUGGUUAAUCUCAAAGAACCUUGCAAAUCAUGAUGAUAUCACAUAUUCUUGGGCUCCCAUCACCCUUUGGUAUACGGCCGAAAUGGAUGUAAUCAUCAUAUUUGGCAACAUUCCAACACUAUGGCCCAUGUUCCGCUGGGCCGCAAACAAGGUCAAGAGUCGGAGCAGAGGCAUGAGUCAUGGUGUGUACCAGAAUACAUCCAGCCACCCUGAUAUUAUGGACGGAGUGGACGCUUUCGAGCUCAGAGACACAUCGGGCAAAGGAUCCGGACCGGCAACGCGAGCAUUAGAGGAGUUGGACAAUAUGUGUACCGCUAGAACAAGAACACCUGAUGGGAGUGACGGUUCUGCAUCGAGUAUUAUCAGAUAA
This is a messenger RNA of Pestalotiopsis fici W106-1, 633 nucleotides long. RefSeq lists its product as uncharacterized. The transcript has 4 exons. NCBI's taxonomy places the organism in Eukaryota, Fungi, Ascomycota, Sordariomycetes, Amphisphaeriales, Sporocadaceae. The record is from RefSeq and is a predicted model, not a curated record. The coding region runs from base 1 to 633 and encodes 210 amino acids.